This is a messenger RNA of Osmerus eperlanus (European smelt), 1512 nucleotides long. RefSeq lists its product as uncharacterized. The record is from RefSeq and is a predicted model, not a curated record. NCBI's taxonomy places the organism in Eukaryota, Metazoa, Chordata, Actinopteri, Osmeriformes, Osmeridae. The transcript is spliced from 4 exons. Gene Ontology annotation, molecular function: catalytic activity. The coding region runs from base 628 to 1512 and encodes 294 amino acids.
ACCUUGCGAUGACGCUUGGCGCCUCCUUUUCCGAGUCCUUUACCUCCUUUGCCUCUUCCUGACAUUAUGAUACCGUUACGUAGAAAACAGUAGUGAGAAUGGUUCUGCUUGCACAGCGCCGGGAUGUUUAUUUUGAGUAAGCGGACGUGAAGGAGGCCAGUUCUGUACUUCGAGGGCGUUGCAAUGGGAGGGAACUUAAGUCAGAGAGAGGAAAUAAUAGGCUAUGGUCCACAUUUAUAUUUUACGUUUUAUUCUUUUAUCAGAGAUAUGUAGACGUCCUUGUUCAUAUUAUUAUAUAUUUGACAUCUGAUAAGCACCUGGCUGAGACACUUCAGACUAGAUAGCUAAAACAGGCUCAUAAUCGUCAUUUGAUCGAUUUCUGGCGAUGGAGGAACUCGAUUUGUAUGUAUCGCUUUAAAACUUUUCUACAACUCUUCAUUGUUGAUGAUAGUCACUCUCCCGUCCUCCCUCUGCUCCAGCUAUGCUCUUCUAGUGAAUAAAUACAUGUAAUUGUUGUUUAAUAAUUUAUACUACAACCAUAAUUCACUCAAUGGUAUUUGUUAAAGCUGUGAUUGAAACUAUUGUAGUACAAAACAACUUGCAGUAAAACUUCUUCUCCACAGUGACAUGAUGUCAAAAAGUCUGUAUGGCAAGCCUGGUUGUACCUGCUUAAGUGGACAAACAGGGUCCAAGGAUGAAGGGCUGGAUGAAGAAAGAAGGCUGGGUCAUCUGGGACUGGUCUACUUUGUGUUCCAAGAGUCAGAACUAAACAUGGAGAAGGAGCGUUCAGUUUUUCUGCACCACAUACCUGGAACAAGGGCUCUGGAACUGCCAGUCUGCUGUGAACAAGGCAGACUUCACCCCGGCGUUCGCAUCCCAUGCUUCUCUUCAUGCCCUUGCGCUGACAGAGACAUGGAUUCGCCCAGAGCAGCAACUCCAGCUGCUCUCUCCGUCAACCACUCGUUCUCUCACUCACCCCGCUCAACUGGGCGAGGUGGUGGGACAGGUUUGCUUCUUUCCCUACAUAUUAAAUACACAUCCACCCCACUCUCUGUCACCGCCAAAUCAUUUGAACACCACUAUGUGAUGCUAACUGAUCCUAUCAAAGCAAUCUUAGUUGUCCUCUAUCGCCCACCUGGACCGCUUGCCAACUUUGUGGAAGAGCUGGACAUGCUCCUCAGCGUCCUCCCGGAUAAUGGAACCCCGCGGAUAAUCCUUGGGGACUUCAACAUCCACCUCAAAGGAACGCAGGCCGUCGACUUCAUGUCUCUCCUGACUUCUUUCGACCUGAUGCUGCUGAACACACCGGGGACCCACAAGGCAGGAAAACAGCUCGACCUCAUCCUGACACGUAACUGUAUCACUGACUUAACAUCUGUAACCCCACUGCACAUUUCUGAUCACUUCUUUAUCCAAUUAUCUACGACUUCUCCUCCUUUUUUGAGGAAAAAGUCGCUGCCAUUAGCAGCCAGUUCCCUGUGGCCAACGUUCCUACCCACUCACCCUCUAUGA